This is a messenger RNA of Lodderomyces beijingensis, 4248 nucleotides long. The record is from the annotation of a GenBank genome assembly. NCBI's taxonomy places the organism in Eukaryota, Fungi, Ascomycota, Pichiomycetes, Serinales, Debaryomycetaceae.
AUGUCUGCUGAUAGGGUCAUCGCUGAUCCGGAUCGCAUUGAGAUUGAAGAGAGCCACAGCUACUCCUCAGUUUCAUCGUCGACGGGAUCUCCCGAGCCGCAAUCGCACCCUGCAUCAGAUGGUCAUCUUGAGAAUGCUUCCUCAAAUGACAUGGAGCGCGGCUUGGAAGAUGAUUUGGAGACACGUAGGCUGCUGAUAAGGCAUAUUAUAGAGUGCACGCGCUGGAAAGAGGGUGAUGAUUGCUGCGUUAUACCUGACGACUACUACCAGGGCUUUCUUGACGCAAAAGUGGACUCGUUCGCCGCGUUGAAAGCGGAGCUUGGUCCAUUGGACUUCCAUCGCGUGGUCAACAACUCGGGGUAUCUCUUGCCCGCGGACGAAGAGCUUGUCACAACUAGAGCAGUCCCGCGAGACGUGUUCAGCAAGUUUUCCGAGUGGUUUGGAGUUCUCGGCCAGCCCGUGUUUCGGUCCAUGAUUGCCGAUGCCAAGACUGGCGAGAUCAAAGUGGAGAGAUGGCCCAUGACUUUGAUUGUUCGUACUGUGGGCAAACGAACACCACUGGUACCGCCGUCAAAUCAUCAUCAUCAUCAUCAACAGCAGCAGACUUUGUUCAGAAGCGGCGUUGCGAGAUACAACAGCAACAGCAACAACCACCAUAAUGAGCUAGAUGGCGAUCUCCCUGUUCCAGUGGCGUUUUCCAGGACAAAGUCCUUUUCGCAGUUGAUAAGCUUGAUUCUGCUGCACGUGUUGAAAUCGCCCAAGAGCCCCCUCGAGGACUUUCGGUUGUGGUUCAUCUCCCACUCCAAGGAGAACGAGUUGCCCUUCCAUCUUGGCGUUCAGAAGUUUGUGUUUGACAUUGAGACUAAAACCGUGGUGACGCCAAAGAUAUACGACAACAGCUUGCUUUCGGAAGGUGUCACUCAACCUGUUUACCACGUAGUGAUGGAAAAGAAGGAAAGAGCCAGCUCGAAUUUCCCCGUUGACGUUUUCGUCAAGGCUCAUGCCGAUUAUGCAAGCGACAAAACUCGGCGAGAGAACGGAAAAGGAGGAGGAGACGGAGGAGGCCGCAUGGGCUUGUCGAAUCUUGGAAACACUUGCUACAUGAACUCUGCACUACAGUGUCUUUUGCAUGUACCGGAGAUCAAUGACUAUUUUUUUUACGACAUCUACCAAAAAGAACUCAAUCUUGAUAACCCGCUUGGUUACAACGGCGACGUUGCAAAUUCGUUUGGUUCGCUCUUGAAAUCUGCAUUCAACCCCGCUAAGCACUCGUCAAGUAUCCUGCCCCGUGAUUUCAAAACCACCAUUGGAAGAUAUAGCUCCAUGUUUUCCGGGUACCUACAGCAGGACUCGCAAGAGCUACUAAGCUGGCUCCUCGACGCCCUUCAUGAAGACCUCAACCGCAUACACACCAAGCCCUAUUGCGAGAAACCCGAGUUGAAAGAUGACGAGAUUAACGAUCAAGGCGCAGUGGUCAGGUUGGCCCAAAUGUGCUGGAACCAACAUAAACAGAGAAACGACUCCGUCAUCAUAGACCUCUUUACGGGAUUGUACCAAUCGACUUUGGUGUGUCCUGACUGUAACAAAACGUCGAUUACGUUUGACCCCUUCAACGACCUCACUUUGCCGUUACCCAUGAACAAAAAAUGGUACCACACAUUCACCAUUGUUGAUUUAUCACCCGAGCCAGUUAUACCAACAAGGGUAAUGAAGCUCGAAGUGGAAUUGAAAAAGACAUCAAACUACGAUGAACUAGUGGCGUAUUUCUCCAACUUUUUAAAAGUGCCCUCAAGGGACUUGUUCCUUUAUGAGAUUUUCCAACACGGCGUUUGCGCCGAUUUCCAGUUUGAAUACAACAAAAACAAAUUUAUGCCCAUUGGUGACGUUAUCGGCCGCUCCGACGAUGUGUUUGUGUACAUCAUUCCCCACGAUCCGGACACAGAUUUAAUAAUACCAGUGUUUAACGUGGUGGAGGACGACGACAGGCUGUACCAGAUGGUUAAUUAUUUUGGAUUCCCGUUGUUUAUUGUCAUCAACAAAGAUAACCUCAAUAGUUUUGGCACAAUUAGACGCAAGCUAUUAGAAGCAACAUCGGUCUUGACAAGCCUUGACCUAGUUGAAGAGUACGAGAAAUGCAAGCAAUUACUCGAUAAUUUUGUGGCAAAGAAGUUUUAUGAAAAGUCAGACUUUACGAUACCGGGAGCGGGAAACAAACCACUCGAAGAAAAGGAACAAGACGAGGAGGAGAAGGAGGAGGAAAAGAAGGAGGAGGAAAAGAAGGAGGAGGAAAAGAAGGAGGAGGAGAAGGAGAAGGAGAAGGAGGAGAAGGAGGAGGAGGAAGUGAAGGAGGAGGAGGAGGAGAAGGAUGAGGAAGUGAAGGUGAAGGCCAAGGACCGGGAGAAGGUAAAAGAGGAGGACAUCACUGAAUACGAUAGCGAUGUCUCGUUGGCAGAUCCGUACCUAAACGCUGAUUUUGGCUUCAAAAUAAUGUACGUUCUAAACCACAACCCUGCUCACUAUGUGGACCAUCGCGCGUUGCAUGGGAGAGCCAUCAAACAGCCGGAGAGGAAAAUCAACAUGCCCUUUCAAAAACCAAACUCGCGCAACUUCAAGCCUUUGCUAGACGAGGUGCCAGAAGCAAAGCGGAAAUUCUAUCAGCACAGCACGGUCACAAACAGUGAUUCCAUCAUUGACUCAGCAGGCGAGAACAACCAAGUCUCACCCUCUCCCGAGAUUGUUUCAUCCAUAGAAAGGGAUAGCGACGAAAACGAAGGGUUCGUUGUUAUCGAUAAAGAACUCGCCACCGGCGAGGGAAACUUGGAGAAGAACGAGACCAUUCGUGAAGAAUCAAAGCCUCCACCGUUGCCUUCGAGGAUCCAACAACUAUCGCAGUUGAAUCUGUCCGACGAGGAAACCGAGAGUGAGAUUAACUUGGGUAGUCUAUUCGAAUCCACCACUAAUCUUCCCUUGAGGCCAGAUUCCACAUAUUCAGACUCAACCAAGCCUUCCAAUUUAAAUUCUCCUGUGGAAAGCAACUUUGACGAAGAAGAAGAAGAAGACGACGACGACGAAGGAGUAAGAGUGGUAGACAGGUUAAGAGAAAGGGUAAAGGAAAAGGUAAAAGAAAGAGAAAAAAUAUAUGGAAAACAGGUUCCAUGGAAUAAUCGAGGCACACUUGUUUCGAAAAAAACCGUUUUGAUAUGUAACUGGGAUUCAGGUGUCUUUUCAAAAUGUUUCGACAACUCGCUUGUCACUUGGAAAUCCAACUCGAUGCCACAAUUGACCAAUACAGAGCUAGAGCAAAAUCGGGUAAAGUUGGAGCGCCAGAAAAAGAAGAAAAUCACCUUGGCCGAGUGCUUGAAUAGCUUCAGCACGCCCGAGCUACUCGGCGAGCACGACUUGUGGUACUGUCCUCGAUGCAAAGACCACAAGCGUGCCACGAAAACCAUUCAGUUGUGGUCAUGCGGUGAUAUUCUCACUAUCCACUUGAAGAGGUUCCACAGUGCCAGGGCGUUUAGCGACAAGAUUGACGUUGUAGUCGAUUUCCCCAUCGAAGGGUUAAACGUCAGCUCCUAUGUCGCCAACCCGGCUUGCGACGACAGCGAUUGCAUCUAUGAUCUCAUUGCCGUGGAUAACCACUAUGGUGGACUCGGGGGCGGCCACUACACGGCCUCGGUGAAAAACUUUUGCGACGGCAAGUGGUAUUACUAUAACGACAGCCGCGUCACGGAGAUUUCCAAUCCCGAGGAAGUUGUAUCCAGUGCCGCGUACUUGCUAUUCUACCGCAAGAGACCUUUACACAAUAAGCUCGGCAGCGGCGCCGCCACCAAGUUAGAGAAAAUCUUGAGCAACGGAGUGCUAGAAUUUGAAGCUAAGGAGGCCAAAAAGAAAGUUGCUUUUGAAAACGUUGAGGAUCAAGUUGGGAAAUACGAAUUGGCCUCGAGAUUUGCUGCUGCUGAUGACGAUUACGAAGAGUCUUAUGAUAAUGAAGUUGGAGACGAGAAGGAGUCCAAUUCGGGGAUCGAUGCCGAUUCCACGAGUAAUGAUAGCGAGGACGACGUGACCAUGAAAGCGAGAAAACAACGACUCAACAGCAUGAAGGAAGAUGGUGGCUGCGGCAGCGGCGCUACGCAAUUGAAGAAGCAAAAGACAAACUCUAGCCCUUCACAUGAUAAUGAUGGAAGCGAGUCAGAGCACCUCAAGAUGUCAUCUUCACCUGACGAACAGAACAAUGCUGCUCCCCAUUGA